AUGAGCUCAAACGAUAAACAUUUAGCUACUUUCUCUUGGGGAGCGGGAGCCCAGAGUGUGCACAUAGCUGGAAACUUCAAUAACUGGUCAGCCAGCGCCACGCCAUUAGAGAAACAGGCCGAUGGAAGUUUCACCGCUCAGGUUCCUCUACCUUGGGGUGAGAAACAGGCUUUCAAAUAUGUGGUCGAUGGGGAAUGGAAAGUCAGAGAGGAUGAGGCUAAAGAAUGGGACGCCGCUGGAAACAUGAACAACGUCUACACCGCCCCUCCCGCUCCUAUAUCCACCUCUGAACCAUCCUCAUCAGCUGUAGCAGCAGCCGCACCCACACCUGUCCCAGCCUCUUCUGAGAAAACAGCCAAACCUACCGAACACGAUAAACCUUCUUCUCCCACCACCACAAACGGUGAACUCAGUACGGGUCCUGUCCCUGCUGCUGUACCUGCCCCUUCUACUAAGAAGAGUCUCGACGAUACACCUGCUCCAACCAGUUCAAGCCAGAAGACUGAACCUUCAACUUUGAUAGCUUCCUCUGCUCCUGGAUCAGCGUCAGGUUCUGCACCUGUACUUGGAGGUCCAGUCUUCCCUUCUUCACCCAAGUCCAAGUCUACCAGCACGACCACAACCACCGCUCCCGCUGGUCAACCUGCUGAAUCAGCUGCCAACCCCGUUGUACCCGCUCCAAACCCCGAGGCUGAAGCUGUCCCUCAAACCAAAGCCAAUGCUAAACCUUUAGCGGAAGAACCUAUCCCAGUUCAAAUUGAGAAAGUAGCCAAACAGGCCAAUAUCGGUGAAGCUCCUCAACCUACCACCGAGGAAGAACAGGGUAUAGCUGAGAAGGCUUCGGACUUCGCUGCUGGUGCUUUAGCUGCUAUUGGUGCGGUAGUCGGAAAUGCUGCUGUGGCUGUUGAGAAUAUCACAGGGUUGGAUAUCGCUCAUACUGGACCUCUCUCAGUCGAGGAAGCCAAAGCUAAAGGAAUCGACAUCAACACUCUCGAGAAGACCGACGCUCCCACCGAUGCUGUCGCGCCCGUCGGCACCGCCCCUUCGGCCUCUGCUGUUGACGCCUUACAAGAGAAAGUAGAUGCGUUGAAACUUGGUACUUCAAAGGAUACUACUGGUAUUUCAGAUGUCCCAUUACCUAAGACCGCUGAGCCUACCACUUCAGUCGCACCAUCUGAGACCCUUAAUCAACUAAACCACGGUGAACCUCCCAAAAAGACCGAGCAUGAUAUUCCCGCUCAACAUGAGACUAUCGAGAAUCACCAGCAAGUACCUCAACCAGUCAUAACUACCGUAUCGGAUCUUGAUCCUUCCAAAGACCGAACGAGAGCUUCAACUUCAUUGGAAGACACUGCCGGUACCAAGCCUAUCUCUUCUAAUCCUGGUGUAUCAGCUAAAGCUGAGAAGGAAAUUGCCGAACGCGAUCCAGCUAGGACCGCCGCAGGAUCCGAUCAUCCACUUUCAGAACCAAAAGUCGCACCUGAUGCUCCUACCAAUAACGUUACUCCUCAAAAGGAUCAACCAAAGAAUAUAGAUAAGAUCACACCUACCCCUGAACCCGCCGCUGCGCCUGCUGCUCCUUCUACUCCGGCUAAAGCUGCUCCUGCGACCCCUGCUAAAGAUGUGUCUACCCCUGCUCCUGCGUCGGCCACUUCCACACCUGCUUCGACACCUGCUAAAUCCACUCAUACAAGGGAGAAGACUACUGAUUCGGAUGUCAAGAAGAAGAAAUCGAGUUUGUUCAACAAGAUCAAACACGCUUUCUCACCUAAAGACAAAUCGAAAUAA
This is a messenger RNA of Kwoniella botswanensis, 1788 nucleotides long. RefSeq lists its product as uncharacterized. The record is from RefSeq and is a predicted model, not a curated record. The transcript is spliced from 7 exons. Bases 1 to 1788 code for a protein of 595 amino acids. NCBI's taxonomy places the organism in Eukaryota, Fungi, Basidiomycota, Tremellomycetes, Tremellales, Cryptococcaceae.